CUUCCUAUGUGAGGCAUACGUAAGGAGGCAGUUUUCCCACUUUUACUUUGCAACCACUUGAUAUUCCUUAUCUCUGCAGCUCAGUACCAAAAUCACAAAGUGAAAUGGCCAACGAAGACAGACACAAACUUGUUUGUCUUUGAGACAGACCUGUUUGUAUUUUCGAAAGGGGUUGCUUAAGAACAAACCUGCUCAGUGCCAUUUAACUCCAAAAGGCCCUUUAGAAUGAUUGUGUAGAUAUGAGAGGCUUUUGAAAGGUGGGUGAAGGAGCUAAAAGCCAUAUGAGGAGUCCAUUAUUGGGUCUAGUGUUGGAGGAAGCCCCCUGAUCUGAUGGUAUCAGUGCCUUAGGGCAGGGAAAGUGAACGGAACAAAUGCUAUCAGGCAGCAUCGACUAAAAAAAGAGGAUCUCUAUCUCUGUCCAUGAAACUCAGAGUAGCCCAAAGCAAAAGCACACGCAUAAUACCACAGAUACACCCACACAGAGACACACAGACACAAGUAUAUAAUUCAGCUCAAGGGGUCUCAGCAGCUUACCUGAAGACUAACCAGCCAAAACAGACGUGCAAGGUAUCGCAGCAGAGAAAGCAGGAUGAUGGAAGAAAAAGGAAGAGAGAAUGGAGUGGCAGCCAUGAAAGCCUGCUACCGGAGAUUUGAUCCUGCCGCGUAUCUACAGUACAACUACACUCCACCACGGGCUGACUUCACAAGAAAAGACAGCAUUGUGCCGUGGAAACUGGCAUGCCUGCACAGAGCUUUUACUGAAGGUGAUAUGAGUGGUGAGCUCCUCGUGGACAUAGGUUCAGGUCCCACCCUGUACCAGGUGAUGAGCGGCUGUGAGGUUUUCAGUAAACUGCUCCUGACAGACUUCCUGGAGGUGAACCGGCAGGAGCUGAGGCGCUGGCUGCAGGAUGAGGGACAAUGCAGUCUUGACUGGACACCAUACCUACAGCACGUCUGCGAACUGGAGGGACGAAGGCCCUCAGCGUGGACUGAGAAAGCUGCAAAGCUACGUCAGGUCGUCGCAGACAUCCUCCCCAUUGACGUGCACUGCUCUCAGCCCCUGGCUCCUGACGCCCUUCCUUCGGCAGGGGCCGACUGUCUGGUGUCCUGCUUCUGCCUGGAGAGUGUCAGCCCUGACCUCGCUGCCUUCACCAGGGCCCUUGGCCACAUCGGGAAGCUCCUGCGCCCUGGUGGGCACCUCAUGCUCAUCGGAGCCCUCGGGGAGAGUUAUUAUUUUGCGGGGCCUGGGGUGAGGAUCCCAGUGGUCCCGCUGAAUGAGGCCCAGGUCUGUACUAGUUUGAAGGAGAGUGGAUACACUCUGAUCCGACUGGAGGUUUACACACUGACUCAGGAUAUGAGGGUGGGGGUUGAUGAUGUGACUGGAGUGUUUUUUGUAAAGGCAAAGAAGGAUUAA
Messenger RNA from Pelmatolapia mariae (spotted tilapia), 1414 nucleotides. RefSeq names its product phenylethanolamine N-methyltransferase-like. Gene Ontology annotation, cellular component: cytosol. The record is from RefSeq and is a predicted model, not a curated record. The transcript is spliced from 3 exons. Bases 590 to 1414 code for a protein of 274 amino acids. Gene Ontology annotation, molecular function: phenylethanolamine N-methyltransferase activity. NCBI's taxonomy places the organism in Eukaryota, Metazoa, Chordata, Actinopteri, Cichliformes, Cichlidae.